GCCGACCCCGCUCCAGACCUCGGCCAGGCCUGCUACAGCGGGAACGGGGCCGGGUACCGCGGCACGGCCGGCACCACCCUCUCGGGCGCGCCCUGCCUGCGCUGGGACUCCGACCUGCUGUCCCACGAGCUCUCCAGCAGCGCCGUCGGGGCCGCCGCCCUCCUGGGCCUGGGCGGACACGCCUUCUGCCGGAACCCGGACAACGACAUGCAGCCCUGGUGCUACGCCCUGCAGGACGACCAGCUCACCUGGGGCUUCUGCCGCCUGCCCCCGUGCCUGCCCCGCGCCGGAGGUAGGGCCACGCCCGCGCGGGCGGGGGGCUGGGCCCGGGGCCCCGUGACCGCUGUCUUCCCGCAGGCACGGCGGCUCCGGAGGACACCGGAAGCCAGGCGGAGGCCGACGUGGGGGCGAAGGCCGAGGCCCAACAUCUCUGACAUCCGGGUCGGGCUGGGGCUGAGCCGCUACAGCACCGACACGCCCGGGGCCGCGGAGCUAGAGGUAGACAGCUACCUGCUCCACGACAACUACUCCCAGGCCACCAAGCACAACGACAUCGCGCUGCUGCGCUUGAAGGCCGACGCCACCGGCCACUGCGCCACGUUCUCCCGCACCAUCCAGCCCGUCUGCCUUCCCGAGGCCCCGGAGCCGGAGGAGCCCGGGCAGCUCUGCACCGUGGCCGGCUGGGGACACCUCUAUGAAGACGCCGAGGCCCUGUCCGAGCAGCUUCAGGAGGCCGUGGUGCCCCUGGUCCCGCACGAGCAGUGCAGCUCCGCCGCGCUGCACGGGGCCCGCGUCACCGCCGACAUGCUGUGCGCCGGGGACCCCGACGGCGGCAGCGACGCCUGCCAGGGCGACUCGGGCGGGCCGCUGGUGUGCGAGGAGCGGGGCCGAGCCACCCUGCGCGGCGUGGUCAGCUGGGGCGUCGGCUGCGGGGAGCAGAACAAGCCCGGCGUCUACACCCGCGUCGCACGCUACCUCGCCUGGAUCCGGGCCGCCAUGGCCUAGGCCCGCGGCCCAAUAAACCCCGUGGCGGCUCUGCG
This is a messenger RNA of Alligator mississippiensis (American alligator), 1040 nucleotides long. Its product is annotated as coagulation factor XII. The annotation marks the transcript as partial. Lineage: Eukaryota; Metazoa; Chordata; Crocodylia; Alligatoridae. Gene Ontology annotation, biological process: blood coagulation; zymogen activation. The record is from RefSeq and is a predicted model, not a curated record. Gene Ontology annotation, cellular component: rough endoplasmic reticulum. Gene Ontology annotation, molecular function: serine-type endopeptidase activity. The transcript is spliced from 6 exons.